Molecule: messenger RNA, 409 nt
Organism: Paramecium sonneborni
Lineage: Eukaryota; Ciliophora; Oligohymenophorea; Peniculida; Parameciidae
Source: the annotation of a GenBank genome assembly
AAAUUAUGGGAUUUACAUCUAAGGUAGGAAGAUUAGCUGUUUUUAUUUUCUUUGUCGGAUUUGCUAUUCAUCAAUUACAAAAUCCUCAAAUAGCUAUUAAAUAAACACAUGAAAAAACUAAUCAGUGUCUUCAUUUAAUUACACAAUUCAUAAAUUCUCCAUCAAUAGUAUUUUCGUUAUUUAUUUUAGCAAUUUUCAUUAGAAUCUAUACCAUUAGUUGUAUUUAGUUGUGCUUUAUUAAAAUUUUUUGUUGGCCUUGGAGUAUUACUUAAAUGGAACUAUGUUAAAUUAAUUGGAACCAUUUAUUUAAUUUCAGCUAUAUUGGUUGUUUACAAUCCAAUCCUUUCACAAUCUUUAAAGGAUUCAAUCAUGUUAGUAGGAGCUCUAGGAGCUUUACAACUUGUCUGAU